Molecule: messenger RNA, 3996 nt
Organism: Moesziomyces antarcticus
Lineage: Eukaryota; Fungi; Basidiomycota; Ustilaginomycetes; Ustilaginales; Ustilaginaceae
Exons: 2
Coding region: 1-3996 (1331 amino acids)
Source: RefSeq, a predicted model, not a curated record
AUGGGAGCGCCUAAAACGCUUCGGAAGCAACAGCAACAGCAGAGGCAGAGCGCCCAAAAGUUGAACCGCCGCCGCUUCCGCUUUUUGCUGGCGGCGGCUGUCCGACCAAAGAAGCGGAGGCUGCUCAGUUGGUCCAACCAACCGACCCUUCGCAUUCCUCCUCGUCGCCUCACCAUCAAGCUCGUCUACUACAACCACGAUCUAUCGGCACAAGACACCUUCACCCGCCGUCGUACGCAUAUCUCGACGCUGCGUUCAUGUCCCAUCACCGCACCUAGCCUUCUGCUCGCGCUCGCUCCAUUCGCAGCGGCUUCCUCUGGCCAACAUACCUCGCACUUAGCUACUCCGCUUUCCUUCCGGUCGCGCCACUUUGGAGGGGACGCACCGGCAGAUCGCACCUCCUCCAUGCCCUCGGCGGCCGCGCGAUCCGGCAACGGAUCUCCACCCCGCAAUGCACUUCCCCCAGCCUCUGAUGCUGCACCAACCACAUCCUCCGCAACAGCAGCAUCAUUACCACCGCCGUCUUCAUCAUCACCAGUCGUAACAUCCGCAUCCACAUCAGCAUCAGCAUCAGCAUCAGCAUCCCAAGCAGCAGCAGCAGCAGCAGCAUCCUCCUCCUCGUCUCCUCUGGCUCGCCAGAGCCCAAAGGCGCGGCCAAGACCACUCAACAACCAACACCAUCCGUAUCGGAUAGAACUGCUCGACCUCACUCCCGUAUCCGUGUCGCUCCUCUGGUCUACACGCCCGCCACCACUCUCUGCGAUCCCGCUCGAGGUCGUCAACUCUCAGCUUCGCAAGCGUGUCCGAUCACGCACUCCACACACAAGCGCCGUCCGCAGCUCCUCGCCUCACAGCACAUCCGCGCGAGCAACCGCAGUAUCCCCCUCUCCCACCUCAGCAACCUCAGCUGCCGUCAACAAGACUAGAUCCGCACCGGGCGCCCAACAUGCAUCCGACGCCAACCCCAUCUCCAAGCUCACCGACGGCCUCGUCGCCACACGCAGCUUGAAUCGCAAGGUCACCAAGAUCCGUCUUCGCGCCCCUCCCACCGUACCUGCACAGCCCCGCAGGAGCUCCAACAGUUCCGCUCCCUCGGACUCCGCACACAACUCGGCCAACGACGACGAUGCCUGGCCCUCGGACGAUGGCGCCACCGCCGUCGAUGACGAAGCAGGCUCCGCAUCCGACGCCUCGGAUUCCGGCUACGAAGGCGCAUCCGACGCACGCCAUCACAUCGCCAGCGUCUUCAAGGACCGCGUCUCGGUCACCGUCAACGGCCAAGACUGGUCGCACGUCCUCCUCGGCGAGCGCGGCUCCCACGAAGCCAUCGUCGUCAUCUUUGGCCUCGAGCCAGAGUCGGAUUACGACAUUCAAUUCUUGGUCAAAGCCGGCCUCGACGGCGCCCACGACGCUUUCCGCGCCUCCUUCCGCACCCGAGCCGAUCGGGACCCGUCCCGCUCCCUCGAAUCGUCCCCGGCACCACUCCAGUCGGCCACCUCGGCAGCCACCUCGGCCGUACGCCCCGCAUCGCCCUCGCCCCUCGGUCGCGUGCCCCUAUCCGCGCCCGAGCUCGACCCCGUCGAGCCACCUCCUCAGCGUCUCGCCGUGCUCCAAGCAGAACUCGAAGCCAGCGAGGCGCUCAAGGCGUCGCUCAUUGCAGAGGUGAAGAGAGCCCGCAAGGAGUCGUCCAAGCAGGAGGCCGGCUUGCGUCACGAGAUCGACGCCGUCAAGCGCGGCAUGGACCGCAUGAGCGCCACCGACCAUCGUAGUCGCCAAAAGGUCCUUGCACUGCAGGAGCUCAUCAAGCAGACCACCAUCCACACCAAGGAGAUCCACGAGGAGGCAGAGCAAACCGAAACCCAGCAGCCAGACUGGGAGCAGCAGGAUUCGGACAUUGGCACUCAGGUCGACGAAUUGCGCAGCGAAGUGGAAGCGGAAGAGGCUGCUGCCCAGGCGGAGUGGGAUAAGGACGAGGCGGCCCUGGCGGCGCUCGAAAAGGAGCUCAAGGCGCUCGAAGCCACCGCCAAAUCUCUCGAGACCGAGCGUGAUGAGCUCCGCGACGACAAGCUCGCCUCGGUGCACAACGACAUCCAAAAGGUCAAGGAUCAGGCCAAGGAUGCGCUCAACCGACCUCCCGGCCACGCCGGCGGCGCACGACGCGGUGGAGCCGCCGCCGUAUUCCCUGCACGUGGCGGCGGUCAUCGCCAUGCGAGCGGUCCUUCCCACACGGCCGCCUUUGCUCCCGGCGCCAAGGGCAAACAGGGCGCAAGGGGAGGCAAGGCGGGCAGCUUUGGCAAUCGCGCUGCAUCCAGUCCUGCGGCUCAAUUCGGGGCGGCGCCAAAGUCCAACAACGCUGGCUUCACCGGCGGCUUCAUGCAGAACUUCGGCAAGGGCUUCCGACGCGGCCCGGGUCACAACGCCAACCAGACGCAGAGCUUCGACGCCAUGGCCGGCGCCGGGUUCGCUGGCGCCGGUGGUCCCAGUGCAGGCGGCAUGCUUCCGCCCGGGCCUGGCUACGGUCCUGGUGGCAUGCAAGACCCCUCGAUGGUCGGAACGGGCUUUGGAGCAGGCCAGCCGUAUGGCGGGCUCGAGCCGUACUAUGGGCAACCGCAGCAGCAGGCCGGCCACUUUCCCUCGGGCGCGUCCGAGGCGAGUCAGGACGACCUGUACGACCCGACGCUGGGCUUUGAUCCGUACGAUCCGUCCAUCGAUGCUCGGCGCAGGUCGAGCCUUCCCUUGCCGCAGAUUCCGUACCAGCCGCCGCAGGCCAAGCUGCCGGCGUCGAACACCAGCACGGCUCUCAACCCGGCCAAUCCGGAGUUUGUGCCCUCGACUGGAUCCAACCACGCGUCUCCCGUGAUCAGCAAGAAUGCCUCGGCUUCGAGUGCUAGGACGACGCCCGUGACGGCGGCAUCGACUGCGCUGCCUGCACACACGGCGGUGGCGCAGUCGCCUACUGCUGGCGUCGCUUCGGUCGAGCACUCGCCGACGUCUUCGUCCAGGUUCGCCUUCCCGCUCGCACGACACCUACCUACAGCUGGCGGGGCGACGUCGUCGCUCACGAGCAAGUCGAGCUCAUCGGCGCUGGCAGCGGCUAACAGUGCUGGUGGUGGUGCGGGCGCGGGGCUGACUCUGCCGCCGGGCUCCGAUAUGAAUGUGCUGCCGUCCGGAGGGAUGGGCUCGAAUCUGUUUGCGAUGGCGCCGUCGGGCGCGGCGAGUCCGUUUGCGAGGCACUCGCCUUUGCUGCCUCAGUCGAUGGACGGUGCAGCCGGAACGGCAUUUGCAGGAGCCAGUCCGCGAUUCGGCGGUAUGGCGCUGCACAGCCAGCAGGGAUCGGGCAGCGAUGAAGCGGCGAGCUCCGGGCUUUCAUCGGCGCCUUUUGGCGCAGCAGCCAAAUUUGGGCCGCUGGAUUAUGACCCUAGUCUGGAAGGGUUUGGACCUGCACCUGGACUGGCGGGUGGACUGGGUUCGAGCGGGAAUCCGAACUUGCCGCCGUUCAGUUCGGCGGGGAUGACGUCGAUCUUUGGCGCGAGCGAUACGUGGUCUGCGCCUGGCCUGCCUGUGGGGUCUGCGCUGGGAGCUUCGACGGCGCCGUCGUCGGGGUGGUUGACGUCUUCGCCGCCGCUGGGGUCGGGCAGUGCGGCGGGUGGGGCGGGGGAUAUUUGGUCCGCGCCCGCACUGCCGGGGGUUCCGCAGCUAAGGAGCAAGAUGUCGAUGAGCGAGCUUGGUGCGACGACCAGCUCGCCGAUCGGUGCAAGUGCGGCGACGGCAAGUGCGGGAGCGGGGCAGUUCGGCGCGUUUGGAGGUGUGCGUGGGUUGGGUGCGAUUGGUCAGAGCGCCAUCGCGAGUGUGCCGUCCAGAUCGUCGCCCCUUGCCAGUCCUGUGGCGGCUAGUCCCACCACGAGGGCGAAGACGGAUGCAGAGCCCGAGCCCGCGUCCAAGCCGACAGCGGAGGAGCCGCCAGCUGCAGGCGCGGGAGAGAGCACGCACGAAUGA